This is a messenger RNA of Synchiropus splendidus (mandarinfish), 2183 nucleotides long. RefSeq names its product cell division cycle 16 homolog (S. cerevisiae) (gene cdc16). The transcript has 18 exons. Lineage: Eukaryota; Metazoa; Chordata; Actinopteri; Syngnathiformes; Callionymidae. Gene Ontology annotation, biological process: cell division. Bases 122 to 1981 code for a protein of 619 amino acids. The record is from RefSeq and is a predicted model, not a curated record. Gene Ontology annotation, molecular function: protein binding.
AGAAGCCGCGGGUUUGAUUUGAGUUAGCAAACGAGCUAACGCGGACGACAACUGUGGAGUUUUCCCCUCCUGAGAAAUGUCAUCCAUUUAAGGCGCUAGCUGCUAACUUAAAUCCUUCAGAAUGAAUCUCGACCGACUACGGAAGCGAGUACGGCAGUACAUUGAUCAGCAACAAUAUCAAAGUGCUCUGUUUUGGGCGGACAAGAUCGCAUCCCUUUCUCACGAGGAUCCCCAGGACAUCUACUGGCUAGCUCAAUGCCUUUACCUAACAUGCCAGUACCACAGAGCUUCUCAUGCCCUCAGGUCACGCAAACUAGACAAGUUAUACGGCGCCUGUCAGUAUCUUGCUGCACGGUGUCAUUACGCGGCAAAGGAGUACCAGCAGGCGUUGGAUAUUUUGGACGCACAGGAGCCGGCUUGCAAGAAGUUGCUCGACCGAGGGGGCAAGGACGAUGUGGGAACACUAGAAUCGCCGAAGGACUGGGACAUGUCGCCGGCCUCUAUCAGCAGCUCCAUCUGCCUCCUACGGGGGAAGAUCUAUGAGGCCAUGGACAACAGGCCGCUGGCCACCACCAGCUACAAAGAGGCCUUAAAACUGGAUGUGUACUGCUUUGAAGCCUUCGACCUUUUGACUUCACACCACAUGUUGACCGCCCAGGAAGAGAAAGACUUCCUCAACUCACUUCCACUGGGUCAACAGUGCACUGCAGAAGAAGAGGAGCUUUUGCACUUCCUGUUUGAAAAUAAGUUGAAAAAGUAUAACAAGCCCAGUGAUUUGGUGGUUCCAGAGAUGAUCAAUGGUCUUCAGGACAACUUGGAUGUGGUGGUGUCUCUUGCAGAGCGACAUUAUUAUAACUGUGACUUCAAGAUUUGCUACAAACUCACCUCAAUGGUCAUGGUGAAAGAUCCGUUUCAUGCCAACUGUUUACCUGUACACAUAGGAACUCUUGCAGAGCUUGGGAAAGCAAAUGAAUUGUUUUCUCUCUCGCACAAGCUGGUUGACUUGUAUCCCAACAAUCCAGUCUCUUGGUUUGCUGUUGGCUGUUACUAUUUAAUGGUGGGGCACAAAAACGAACAUGCACGACGCUACCUAAGCAAAGCCACUACCCUGGAGAGGACGUACGGCCCCGCCUGGAUCGCCUACGGACAUUCCUUUGCAGUAGAGAGUGAGCAUGACCAGGCCAUGGCUGCCUACUUUACAGCUGCUCAGCUGAUGAAAGGUUGCCAUUUACCGAUGCUCUACAUCGGCCUGGAGUAUGGUCUCACCAACAACUCCAAGCUGGCCGAGCGCUUCUUCAGCCAGGCCCUGAGUAUCGCUCCCGAGGAUCCGUUUGUCAUCCACGAAGUGGCUGUGGUCGCCUUUCAGAAUGGAGACUGGAAAACAGCAGAGAAGUUGUUUCUUGAUGCGAUGGAGAAGAUCAAAGUCAUCGGGAAUGAGGUCACCGUUGAUAAAUGGGAGCCUUUGUUAAACAACCUGGGUCAUGUGUGUCGGAAACUGAAGAAGUACGACCAGGCCUUGGAGUACCACCGGCAAGCGCUGGUCUUGAUCCCUCAACAUGCCUCCACCUAUGCUUCCAUCGGAUACGUGCACAGUCUGAUGGGAGACUUUGAGAGCGCUAUUGACUACUUCCAUACGGCACUUGGGCUGAAAAGGGACGACACGUUUUCAGUGACAAUGCUCGGCCACUGUAUCGAGAUGUACAUCGGUGACUCCGACGCUUACAUCGGCACAGAGAUCAACGACAAGGUGCGGGGAAAUGCCAACUCACCGACGCUCAUGAAAGUGCUGAAUACGUCAGAGUCCGGAGAGCUCCCAGAGACGCCGCGCACCGAAGACUCCAGCAACACCUCACUGGACACUCCGCUCUCCAAUCAGGACAAGAUGAUGCUGGACACGCCGCUGCGGCUCUCUUUAACUCUCGAGUGCGACAUGUACGAGAGCGACGUCAUGUUAGAUACGUUGUCAGACACCAGCACAUGAUGUUCUUACUGUGAAUUCCCCAAACAUUGUAUGUGCAAGUAAGUUAUCGUCUGGAUUCAAGAAGAACGUCAAACAAACAAUGUCUUAUGGGACUUUUAACUGUGGAUGAGAAAGACACUUGAGGCCUAAGUGUCCCAUCAAUGCCGUCUUUCUACACCUGUAACAUUUGUCAUAAAUAAUAACAAAAGAGUGACAAAAAGAA